AUGUUGCAUGAUUUCUUUGAUGGGAAGGAGUUAUGCAAGAACAUUAACCCAUAUGAAGCUGUGGCUUAUGGGGUAGCAAUUAUGGCUGAAAACUUGUCUGGUGAAACUACGAAAAUUGUAAAGGAGAUGAUGGUAUAUGAUGUCACUCCCUUAUCACUUGGCGUCCAGACAAAAGGUGAUAUAAUGACGGUUGUCAUCAGAAGGAACACUCCUAUACCUGCGAAGAUUAGUACAAUUUUGUUUACAAUUGUAGACAACCAAUCUAGUGGAAGGAUCCCAGUUUACCAAGGUGAACGGUCCAAAUUUACUAACAACUACUUGUUGGGUUCCUUUGUAGUUUCUGGAAUUCCACCUGCUCCGAAGGGAGUCUCAGUAAUAUCAGUAUGCUUUGAAAUAGAUGAUCAUGGUAUACUCACACUUACGGCUAAGAUAGUAUCUACUGGCAUGACGGAAAAACUUACUGUUACUAAUUAUGGUGGAAUAUUGUCGAAGCAAGAGGUAGACAAAAUGAUGAAAGAUGCCGAGAAGUUCAAGCUUGAGGACCAACAAUUCAAAAGGAAGGCACAAGCGUACAAUGGCUUGGAUGAUGGCAUACAUUACUUAAGGGAGAAGAUCAGAAGUAAUGAUGUGCCCCCAAAGGAUUUGAACAACAUGCAUUAUGCACUUGCUGAAAUGAUGCAAUGGCUCUCUCAAGGCAGAGUUGCAGAGGUUGAAGAGAUUGAGCGCAGGAUGAAGUACCUGGUCAAUUUGGUAUGUAGGUUUAUAUUUCCAAAUUAA
Lactuca saligna is the source of this 777-nucleotide messenger RNA. The record is from the annotation of a GenBank genome assembly. Lineage: Eukaryota; Viridiplantae; Streptophyta; Magnoliopsida; Asterales; Asteraceae.